AUGGAUGACACCGCAGCCCCCGCAGCAGCCUCGCCCGCCGCCGCCACGGCCGCGGGCUGCGAUGCUGCUCGGCAAAAAAUCGACGAGACUGUGGCCGCCACCAACACCAGUUCCAGCUCCAGUGUGCGCCUUGUAAUCAAAUCAUCCAACCAGCAAUACGAUGAUCUGAAUGUGGAGAGUGACCUCUGCUGGACGGUACAGCGGCUGAAGAAGCAGCUCUCUCUGGUGUAUCCUGGCAAACCGGACGUCCGAGAUCAGAAGCUGAUUUAUUCGGGUAAACUCCUAGACGACUCCCAGAAAAUUUCAGAAGUGAUACGAAGCUACAAGGAUGUGUACCAGCAGCAUCACAUCUUUCACCUGGUAUGUGCCAGCAAGAAUAUAACCAAUCCGCCAGUCCAGCCGACUACUCCGGCCUCAAAGGAUGAAGUGCCGGCGCGCCAGGAGGUCAACUCCUCGAACUCCACUAACGAGCUUCGACAACGUUAUCCCACAAAUCAGCAGCAACAGCAGCAGCAGACGGUACCACAGGCAGCCGGUGCAGCCUUAGGCCAAGGUGUGGCCCAUCCUUGGAUCCAAUAUUGGCAGCGAACUCAUGCUGCGACUGCGACUGCGGCAGCUCCCAGUUCCGCUCUCCAUGCCAAUCCGCACGCACUGUUCCAGCAGCAGGCGCUUCUGUAUAACGCCUGGAUGCAGCAAGUGUACGUCCAGUACAUGCAGGAGCUAGCUCUCCGAUCGACACUUGGCGGUUCGGGCAAUGCUCCUGUAGCACCGCCAAUGCCACUACUGUCGCAGUUUCCCAUGAUGGGCACACCCAUUUUUGCGGAGGCACAGGCAGCGGCUGGAGCUGCCACCGCGGCAGCAGCAGCGCCAGCUCCUCCUCCAGAAGCGCCAGUGGCACAGGAGGCAGCAGCACCACCAGCAAAUCGACCAAACUUUCCCAACAUCCAGGAGGAGCCCGAGAUGCGCGACUGGCUGGAUAGUUUCUUUAGCUUCACCCGGCUCGCUAUUUUUGUGACUGUACUUUACUUUAACUCCUCGCCGCUGCGCUGCUUGCUGGUGGUACUUAUUGCGGGUGCAAUCUAUCUUUACCACAUUGGUGUCCUUCGUCGACGUCGCGAACGAAACAAUAACAACAUCAACCGGAACAAUAACGCAGACGAUGCGGCCGCCUUUGCUGCUGUGCAGCAAAUCCAGCGAAUGAUGGAUGCGGCGGUGGAGCGAGAAAACAACGAUCCCCAGGCCGCCAAUGACCCUCAGGCGGCCGCCGCUGCAGCUGGUCAAGAUGCCCCCGAUGGUCCUGUUGUGGCCCCAGCAACAGCGGCAAAUCCCGCGGAUCCGGCUGCCGUGUCCGCUGAGGCCGUUGCGGUAGAACCACCAAAUGCCAAUAACUCUGUGAUUUCCGUUGUGCGCACCUUUGUCAUCACCUUCUUCACAUCGCUGCUGCCCGAGGCGCCGGCGCUGUAGAGUACCCAACUGUGUAGUGGAACCAGUGGAAUCAGCUUUACACGACUUUAUCCCGUCUAUCUAUCCGUAAUCAAAAAAUUUAUUCCAACUUUCCUUUUGGUAUUGCCUACCUCUAAAUGUAGCCAACCUGUAACACACAAUUUGUUUUAAUAGCUGUAAUAAUCAUGUAUGUAUAUUUAUUUUUCGUGUGUGUCUGAGCGCAGCUUCAGUUUCCUGUGGCCGCGGCUCGAGUUUAGCUCCUAGAAGUUUAGAUAUCUAAGAAAGUACCCUGUUUUUGAUGUGAAUAUAAAAUGAUAGCGAUGAUGAUGAUCUGCCCCGGGGCCGGAGCCAGGGGCGGGAAAAACUAUGAAACCAAGAUGCAAUUACAAAUAAACUUUAUGCUUUAACACCAAAAAUAACGAAAUUGUAAUGUGGUGUUUACAAAAGUGCAAAUCUUUCUAGCAAAAAUUGUACAGAAAGAUGUGAAAUUCUACACAAUUUUACAUUCUAGUAAGUAACUAUAAGUUGUUGUAUCAGAGACCGUAAAUAAUGGAACCAUAAACAAAAUCUAUGUAUUUAGAAAACUUGUAUAAGAUAAUGAUUUAUACCAGUAGACUGCUAUUUGAAUAACCACUAUGAUUUUCGAACUGUUAAACAUUUUCUUAUAUUUCUCAAUAAAAACUUGUAAUUUAAGUGCAAAUAUUCAU
Molecule: messenger RNA, 2150 nt
Organism: Drosophila ananassae
Lineage: Eukaryota; Metazoa; Arthropoda; Insecta; Diptera; Drosophilidae
Gene: Herp
Product: homocysteine-responsive endoplasmic reticulum-resident ubiquitin-like domain member 2 protein
Exons: 4
Coding region: 1-1464 (487 amino acids)
Biological process (GO): endoplasmic reticulum unfolded protein response
Molecular function (GO): protein binding
Source: RefSeq, a predicted model, not a curated record